This is a messenger RNA of Neltuma alba, 4110 nucleotides long. Its product is annotated as disease resistance-like protein DSC1. Bases 1 to 4110 code for a protein of 1369 amino acids. The record is from RefSeq and is a predicted model, not a curated record. The transcript has 4 exons. Gene Ontology annotation, molecular function: ADP binding. Gene Ontology annotation, biological process: defense response; signal transduction. NCBI's taxonomy places the organism in Eukaryota, Viridiplantae, Streptophyta, Magnoliopsida, Fabales, Fabaceae.
AUGUUUCCCAUAGCUUCCCCAUCAUCUUCUUCUUCUUCCAAGAAAUAUGAUGUGUUUCUGAGUUUCAGAGGAGAGGACACUCGCAGAUCCUUUACCAGCCAUCUCCAUACUGCCUUGUGCCUCAGAGAUAUUGAGACAUACAUUGAUUAUAAGCUCCCAAAAGGCGAUGACAUCUCCCAAUCACUCAUUGAAGCAAUUCAUGAUUCAUUCAUCUCUGUGGUGGUCUUCUCUCAAAACUAUGCCACUUCAAAAUGGUGUUUGAAUGAGCUCCUUGAGAUCCUUUGCUGCAAACAACAUCAGGAACAAAUUGUUGUUCCUAUCUUCUACGAAAUCGACCCAUCUGAUGUACGCAAACAAAAGGGAGCUUAUGAGAAAGCAUUCGCAGAACAUUUGGAGAAAAACUCAGAGAAGGUGGAGAAGUGGAGACAAGCACUUUUUGAGAUUGCAAAUCUAGCAGGAUGGGACUCCUGCAACUACAGGGAUGAAGCAAAACUCAUUCAAAAUAUUGUCAAUGACAUCAUCAACAAACUGAACCAUAGGUACUCAGGAAGUGUAUUAGAAAAUAUCGUUGGAAUUGAUGAGAAUUUGGAUCAUAUUGAGCAAUUGCUCGAAGAAUCCUCGACAAUUGGGAUUUGGGGGAUGGGCGGGAUAGGCAAGACAACAAUGGCUAAGGUUGUGUUUGCCAAGCUCCGCUCUCAAUUUGAUAGUUGCUGCUUCUUAGAAAAUUUUAGGGAAGAGUCAAAAAGGCAUGGGUUAAAAUAUGUACGUGAUGAACUUUUCCGACAAUUAUCAAAGGAUACAUCUAUUAGGAGGCUCAAUCGUAGAAGAGUUUUGAUUGUACUUGAUGAUGUUAGCAACACAAAGCAGUUAGAUGAGUUGAAAAGUGAAGCUCCUCCUUUGGGUCCUGGCAGUAAAGUCAUCAUAACAAGUCGAGAUAAGCAUGUGCUUAUUGUUGGAAGAGUUGAUAAAAUACAUGAGGCCAAGGCAUUGAGCAACAACAAUUCACUUGAGCUUUUCAAGCUCAAAGCCUUCCACAAAGAUGGUUAUGAAAGUGAAUAUGAACAACCAGUUAAAAGAGCACUUGCUUAUGCCAAAGGCAUCCCAUUGGCCUUAACCGUUUUGGGUUCGUUUCUACAUUCCAGACCUGCAGAUCAAUGGGAAGAUGCGUUGAGUAAAUUAGAAAGUAUGGCCCAUGAAGAUAUUCAAAAUGUGUUAAAAUUGAGCUAUGAUGGACUCGAUGACGAAGUGAGGGAGAUAUUUUUAGACAUUGCUUGUUUUUUUAAAGGUAGAUCUGGACAAUAUGUAGAAGCAAUGCUAAAGAGCUUUGGCUUUCACGCAAGCAUUGGUUUGGGAAUUCUUGUGGAUAGGGCGUUGAUAAGUCUUAGUCAUAAUGCGGUAUGGAUGCAUGAUUUAAUUCAAUCAAUGGCUUUCGAAAUUGUUCGCAAAGAGUGUAACAAUCCUGGAGGGCGUAGUCGACUAUGGAAUUCCGAUGAGAUCUUCGACGUUCUAAAACAUAAUCUAGGAAGUGAUGCAAUUCAAGGCAUAAGUUUAGAUUUGUCUCAAAUAAAGGAAUUACAGUUCAGUGCUGAUGCCUUUGGAAAGAUGACAAAUUUAAGGUUUUUGGAAGUCUAUUCAUCUAAGAGGUCGUGUAUUGUGAAUCUUCCUCCAAUGCUUGAAUCAUUUCCUAAUUUAUUACGGUAUCUUCGAUGGGACAAUUUUCCUUUAAAGUCCUUACCGUUGUCAUUCUGUGCCGAGAAGCUAGUUGAACUUCGCAUGCCUCGUAGCCGCCUUCAAAAACUAUGGGAUGGCAAGCAGGACUUGGUGAAUUUAAGGAAUAUAGACCUUUGGGGAUCUAGAAAAUUGAUGGAGUUGCCAGAUUUGUCCACCGCUGAAACACUUGAACAGCUAAAUCUUGAAUGGUGUGAUAGUUUAUGCCAUCUUCAUCCAUAUAUUUUAUCUCUUCCGAGAUUGAAGGAUGUGAAUCUUGGGAGUUGCAAAAACUUAAAGAGUUUGAAAGCAGAGAGUCAAUCAAAAUCGCUCUCAAUACUACGUCUUUAUCAUUGCUCUAGUCUCAAGGAAUUUUCAUUCUCUUCGGACAAACUAAUUUCUUUAGGGUUAGUUCUCUUAAAAGUCGAGAAUAUAGACUUUUUAGGUGGGCAUAUGGAGGAACUUCAGUGUCUCUCUCUUGAUGGUUCCGAACUAAAGAAUCUUCCGAUUAAUGACAUUUGUUGCAUGAGAUCUCUUUUGGGGCUUCAUCUUAAUUAUUGCACGGGAGUGAUUGACAAAUCAAAGCUCCAUAGCUUAUUUGAUGCUUUGCGAUAUCUCGUAUCACUUUCUUUGAGAGGGUCAUGCACAUUAACGGAACUUCCAGACAAUAUCAAGCAUCUCUCGAGGCUACAGUCUCUUGAUGUAAGCUAUUGCAGGGACCUUCAAUCUUUACCAGAACUUCCUCCAUCCAUUGACGAAUUACAUGCCUACGGCUGCACAUCAUUAAAGACGCUACAAUUCACUUCUCAUAUUGAAUCUCCAUCAUUGGCAGAUGAAAUAAUGUUGGGUUCAACCCUCCAUUCCUCAGUUAGCUCCUCAGUUAGUUAUCUCCAAAACCUUCGAAAGCUUAGUCUUGGUGGUUGUGAACAGGUGUAUGAAUUGCUUGAAAACAUCGGCUCCUUAUCUUCAUUAUCUUCACUGGAUUUGAGUGGAAGUAUUGUAGCGAGCUUGCCUGCUAGUAUCAAGUAUCUCUCAAAUCUAAAAGAAAUACGCUUGACCAAUUGUACAAGACUUCGUUCUCUGCCAGAACUGCCGCCAUCCACAGAAACCGUCUUCGCUAGUGGUUGCAUAUCAUUGAAGAUUGUACCUAUUUCAAUGCCUUUUGCACUACAAUUGAAGUUGCUACUUCUGAGAGAUUGCUUGAAAUUGGAGAACUGCUUUCUGUCUCAUGUGACGGAAACUACUUAUUUCUUAUUGAAGCGAUUGGUGUACACAAACCAACGCGCUGCUGUCUGUUACCCUGGAAUAAAAGUUCCAAAGUGGUUUGGAUCUAAUGAGAGAACAGAGGCUUCCAACUGUAUAACUAUUGAGUCUCCUUCAGCCACAAACGACCUAAUCGGCUUCAUCUUUUGCUGUAUUCUUUCUCGGCAUUCCUAUAAGGAUGACGUGCAAUGCCAAAUUCAUUAUGAUGGUAAGCGGUGCGGAUUCUCAAGUUUUGGUCUUUAUGCGAAUCUACAUUCAGAAUUUUAUGAUGAUGAAAAUUCGGAAUCACGUCAUGUUUUUUUGUGGUGUGAUCCUAACGAAUUCAUAAACUUCCCCAAAGCAACGAACAACCAAAACACCAAUUACAGGCCAAAGGUGUCAUUUGAAUUCUCUGUUGCCAAAUCUACACAGAAGCUCGUUCAUUCUGUGAUUGAAGCAUGUGGAGUCUGCCCAAUAUAUGCCUCGAAAUAUCACGACUUCAUUCAACAAAUGGGAUGCCAGCCAAACUUAGGUACCCAAAAAGAGUCCUAUCAUUAUGCUGAUGAGAAUUCAUUUCAUAAAAUGCUCCAAUAUGUUAGAUUCUCAUUAAAGCAAGGAGAAUGUGGCAAUUUUGAAGGAAGUACUAUUCCAGAGUGGUUUACUUACAAAAGUUCAAUGACAGGGUACAGAGAUUUGAGUGUGUGUGUUCAGGUUGCUCCAGAUUUUGAAAACUUAAUAGGUUUCAUUUUCUGCUUUGUCAUACCUCACUUCUCCUCAAAAGAAAGGGAUCAAUGUCACUCAUCAUGUCGAUGCUAUUCGUUUACCUCAAGAGGAUGGCACUAUUCAAUGGAAAAAUUGAAUUCAUAUGAUGAUGUGUUUCUAUGGUAUGAUCCCCUCUAUUGUGAACACAUACUAAAACUGGGAAAAGGUUAUAACAAGUGGCUUCGAUUUGUCUUUAAUCUUUAUGAUGUUUUGAUCAAUGGGUUUUAUGUUGGUAAUUGCUUGAUCAAAGAAUGUGGAGUUCGGCCGAUAUAUGUCUCAGAGUACACAAACUUCCUCCAACAAAAGAAAGGGGAGGUGAGUAUGCCAAAAAAGAGGCAUCAGAAUAUUGAUGAUGACCAACAUCAACUCCCUUCAACAAAGAAAUUGAAGGACUCUUAG